ACCAAGGAAGCUCAUCUCUCUCCAGAAAGAAACUCAAAAGGACAAACUUUCAAAUCUCUCAAUUUCCAACAAAACAUGGCCAUGAAAGUUGAGGUUGUCUCCACAGAGAGCAUCAAGCCUUCCUCUCCAACUCCAUCUCACCACAGGGAGUUCAAGUUCUGCCUCCUUGACCAGCUGGCUCCACCAUUUUACGUUCCAGCCGUCCUGUUCUACUCGGCUCCCGAUGACAAGGCAGUGCCGAACUCUGCCUCAGUGACAGGAAACUUGAAAGCUUCGCUCUCGCAGGCACUUUCCCUCUUCUACCCUCUAGGUGGAAGGGUGAAAGGCAAUGCUGCCAUCGAUUGCAAUGACGACGGCGCGCUCUAUUUGGAGGCGAAAGCUCACUUCGAGUUGUCUGAAGUCCUGUCAAACCCCGACAUCAAUCAGCUGCAGCAAUUCCUUCCAUUCUCUCCAUACACUAACAGUCCCAACAUUGAGGAGCAAGUCAUUGUAGGGGUCCAAGCUGCUUUCUUUGACUGUGGCAGUAUUGGGAUCGGCAUCUGUAUCUCUCACAAGAUCGCUGACGGCGCAUCGGUCUCCGCUUUCCUCAAUUCAUGGUCUGAAAUUGCUGUCAAUGGCGUCGAUGGCAAAGCCAACCUCAAAACCCCCUUCUUGAAAGCAUCUGAGCUGUUCCAACCAAAGGACAUAAACUUCCAAAUGCCAUCUGGGGUCAUCAGCAGAGAGAAGCUUUUAACCAAGAGGUUUCGUUUCGACGGCGAGAGCUUGGUCCGUCUCAGGGCCAGGUUUGUCAGUGCUACUCCUACUCGUGUCGAGGCCGUGACUGCCCUCAUAUGGAAAUCGGCCGUGGAGGCAGCAAGGAAGAGGCCGGACUGGAACAAGACGUGUCCCCCAUCAUCAGCAGUGACACAUGUGGUGAACAUAAGAAGCAGGAUAAGGCCCCAACCAUUGCCUGAGAAUGCCUUGGGCAAUCUGUGGCAGUCCAUUGUGGCACCACUCGUGGAACCAAUCGAGAAAGUUGAAUUGCAGGACUUUGCAGGCAUUCUCAGGAAAUCAAUAAGGGCAAUUGAUAGCGAAUAUUUGAGCGUGCUUCAAGGCGAGAAUGGAUUGGCCAAGGCCUGCGAGAGCCUUAUGGCGGCACGGAAGCUGGUGGCUGCGUCUGCGGGAGAGAUUGAGCUCUACAGGUUCAGCAGCUGGGCGAGGUUCCCGUUCUACGAGGUGGAUUUUGGCUGGGGAAGGCCCGCUUGGGUGUGCACCACCAGUGUUCCCAUGAAAAAUGUGGUGAUUUUGAUGGGAACUAGGUGUGGGGAUGGGAUUGAAGCAUGGAUCACCUUGGCCGAGCACGACAUGAUCGAGUUCGAGCGCAACGAUGAGUUGCUGCAGUUCAUUGCGCCAAGCCCUUGAUUAUGAGAUGCGCGAUGCAACAAUGAUGGCGAU
This is a messenger RNA of Syzygium oleosum, 1434 nucleotides long. Its product is annotated as stemmadenine O-acetyltransferase-like. The coding region runs from base 76 to 1401 and encodes 441 amino acids. NCBI's taxonomy places the organism in Eukaryota, Viridiplantae, Streptophyta, Magnoliopsida, Myrtales, Myrtaceae. The record is from RefSeq and is a predicted model, not a curated record. The transcript has a single exon.